This is a messenger RNA of Doryrhamphus excisus (bluestripe pipefish), 2761 nucleotides long. NCBI's taxonomy places the organism in Eukaryota, Metazoa, Chordata, Actinopteri, Syngnathiformes, Syngnathidae. The record is from RefSeq and is a predicted model, not a curated record.
GCGUGACGUCACUCCAAACAAGGAAGUGCUUUCUCCAGCAGCGAUGAGAAGUCCUGUCCGUGAAGGGGGCAACCAGGGUGGAAUUUAACACAUCCAUCACCACCGGUACCAAGUUGCUGACAACAAUGUCUCCCGAUGAGCUGGUCUACUUGGGAAUCCUGGCAGCCUCCAUCCCUGUGGGAUUCCUGUUCCGUUACUUGAGUCCUCCAGUCAAGCAAGGGGCCGCGCUGCUUGUGGGUCUGUCCAUCACCAUCGCCACUUGUCAUGUUCACACACUCCAUUCCCUGGUGACGGUGCUGGGAACGUGGAUGAUCAUCAGGACCAGCUGGAGGCUGGCCCCCGGAUUGAGUCUCUUCUGGACCUUCCUCUACCUCCUCUUCUUCCGGCUGGUCACAUGGUUUGGUCUCCCGCCGCCGACACCGUUUGCCAACGCCGUCCAGCUCCUUCUCACCCUGAAGAUGGUGAGCCUGGCCAACGAGGUGCAGGCCUUCCACACGGAGAAGAAAAAGGAAGUGAGCUCCUUCGCUAGGACCUCCUCCAUUGGUGGUCUGUCCAGAGAACCCUCCUUGUAUGACAUCCUGUCCUACAGCUACUGCUAUGUUGGCAUCAUGACAGGCCCCUUCUUUCGCUUCCAAACGUACUCCGACUGGCUGCAGCAGCCGAGACCGCUGGCCCUCCCCGGCUGGGGGCCGUGCCUGCAGCGGCUGAAGCCGGUCCCCGUCUUUGGGGCCCUCUUCCUGGCUGUCAACUCCUUCUUCCCGCUGGCUUACGUUCGCUCCGACGACUUCCUGGAUCACAACGUCUUCUUCAGAUUUUUCUACAUGAUAGCGGUGUUCUUCGUCUUCAGGAUGCGCUUCUACGCGGCGUGGUGCGGCGCCGAGGCCGGCUGUAUCAGUGCGGGUCUCGGCUGCUAUCCGGAGGGGGCUCAAUGCAAACCUGGCGGGGGGCCCACCCUCAGCUACAGCGCCGAUCCGUCCGCCGAGGAGCGAUACGACUUUAAAACCAUCCAGAACAUCGACUGCUACAACACGGACUUCUGCGUGAAGGUGCGACACGGCAUGCGGUACUGGAACAUGACGGUGCAGUGGUGGCUGCGGCACUACGUCUACCCCAACGCCCCCUUCAGGUCCUACACGCUCAGGGCCGCAUGGACCAUGUUCAUCAGCGCCUACUGGCACGGCCUCCACGCCGGCUACUACCUCUCCUUCCUCACCAUCCCGCUGUGCAUCGCCGCCGAGUCGGCCAUGGAGGGCUCCGUCCGGGCCCGGCUGGGCCCUCGCGGCCAGGCCGUCUUCGACUGGGUCCACUGGUUCCUGAAGAUGCGGGCCUACGACUACAUGUGCAUGGGCUUCGUGCUGCUCAAGGCCUCCGACACCAUCCAGUACUGGUCCUCCAUCUACUUCGUGGUGCACCUGGUGGCCGUGGGCUGCAUCGCGCUGGGCGGGGCGCUCAAGGGGGGCAGGAAAAGAGACAAGGAGAAGAUGGAGGGGGGGCAAACCGCAAACGGAGAUAAAACGGACUGAUUGGAGGACUUCCUUUCCCAACAUUAUUAUUGUUAUUCUUUUUACCGUAAUGUCGAUCACGCCAACAAAACUAUUAUGUCUUUGCUUCACUUCCUGUUUUACAUGCCAACUAUGUCGUCCAUCCCAUAAUUGCUCAUUUGUUACACCUAACCCCCCCCUCACCCUGGUACAUGCUUUUAUACACAGCAUCUUAUUUUCUGUUAUUAUAUCUACUGUACUGGAGCGUAAAGGUGACUAUAGGGGUGCUAUAGCAUGUCCAGAGGACUCUAAUCAUCUUCAAAGGUGUAUUUAGAAGGUGAUAAACGGGUUUUCUAUGUCCUUUUUUUGUCUCUUAUGGCUACUGUAUUGGGUAAUAGGAGCGUAAAGGGGACUAUAGGGGUGCUAUGGCAUGUCUAGAGGACUCUAAUCAUCUUCAAAGGUGUAUUUAGAAGGUGAUAAACGGGUUUUCUAUGUCCUUUUGUCUCUUAUGGCUACUGUAUUGGGUAAUAGGAGCGUAAAUGUGACUAUAGGGGUGCUAUGGCAUGUCUAGAGGACUCUAAUCAUCUUCAAAGGUGUAUUUAGAAGGUGAUAAACGGGUUUUCUAUGUCCUUUUGUCUCUUAUGGCUACUGUAUUGGGUAAUAGGAGCGUAAAGGUGACUAUAGGGGUGCUAUAGCAUGUCCAGAGGACUCUAAUCAUCUUCAAAGGUGUAUUUAGAAGGUGAUAAACGGGUUUUCUAUGUCCUUCUGUCCCUUAUGGCUACUGUAUUGGGUAAUAGGAGCGUAAAGGGGACUAUAGGGGUGCUAUGGCAUGUCUAGAUGACUCUAAUCAUCUUCAAAGGUGUAUUUAGAAGGUGAUAAACGGGUUUUCUAUGUCCUUCUGUGUCUUAUGUCUACGGUAUUGGGUAAUAGGAGCGUAAAGGGGACUAUAGGGUGUAAAGGUGACUUUGUUUAGAGGGAAUUCACUUAUCACGAUAUGGUCUGGAAGCAAUUCACAGCGAUAAACGAGGGAUGACUUUACCCAGCUUUUGCUUAGCUGUGUAGCCUCUGUUAGCCUCUGUUAGCCUCUGUUUACCUCAGCUUGAACCAGUGUUAUUUGUUAUACAGCACAUUUCAUCUACACUUUGGGUGCUUUGUUGUUCUUUAUGUUUAUAAGAUAAAUAUAAGAUAAAUAUUAUUCAAUAUUCUUGGAUGUUACGCAAAGGAUGGGCCUGCAUUCCGACCAAAGCUGCCAUUGUGCCCUAAUUGCCCUUAUUUCCUAG